AUGAGUGAGCUACUGGAGAAGAAGAAGAGUUCCGCUCACAUCCCACAAUUGUCUAGUGGAAAGUCUAAAAGCUCGAAAUUUCAGGACAUAAUAAAAGGAUUAUUCUUUGAUGCUGUGAUUUUAUUUGCAAAUAGUCCUAGUAUUGUUGUUGUUGCUCCCCAUGCUAAUCAAUUUGUUGAUGGAGCAAUCAUCCUUUCAAGAAUAAGAGCCGUUGCAAAUAGAAACUCAUCUUCUGUUAUUGCAGAAGCGUCAUAUAAGAGAAGAUUUAUUGGAUUUUUAGCCAAAUUAGCUAACUCAAUUCCUGUUCCAAGAGCACAAGAUAAUUUAAAAUUUGUUGAAGGUGAAAUUUAUGCUAAAGAUGGUGAUUUGAAAACUAUUCAUGGUAAGGGUACUAGAUUUACCAAAUUCACUGCAAAAGGUCUUUUAGGAUUACCACAAUCAGCUGGUAAUUCAGUAAUUGAAGAAAUCAAAAAUGAUGAAGAAUUGAUCUUGCGUAAACCUUUCAAAGGUGAAAAAGCUGAAAACUUAUUAUCAAAAGGUACAAAAUUCAAAUAUGCAGAUAAAGUUGAAAAUGAUGUUACUUUCCAAAAUGUUUUUGAACAUUUACAUAAAGGUGGUAAUAUCAAUAUUUUCCCAGAAGGUGGUAGUCAUGAUAGACCAGAUUUAUUACCGAUUAAAGCUGGUGUUUCCAUUAUGGCGUUAGGUGCAGCUGCAGCUGAUCCAACUUGUAAAAUCAAGAUUGUUCCAACUGGGUUAAAUUAUUUCCAUAGAAAUGAAUUUAGAUCAAGAUCUGUUGUGGAAUUUGGUGCUCCAAUUGUCAUUGGUAAAGAACAAGGUGAAGCUUAUGAAAAAAAUCCACGUGAAGCUGUUGGUAAAUUAUUAGAUGAAAUCACUACUGCUUUACGUAGUGUUACAUUAACUGCUCCAGAUUAUGAUACAUUGAUGGUUAUCCAAGCGGUUAGAAGAUUGUAUGUCAAGAAGGCUCCAUUAUCAUUGGUUGUUGAAAUGAAUAGAAAGUUUUUAAAAGGUUAUUUGACAUAUAAAGAUGAUCCAAGAGUUAGUCAUUUGAAAGAUUCAGUGCUGGAAUAUAAUAAAAAAUUGGAGGUACUAGGUUUAAAAGAUCAUCAAGUCGAAUUGGCUGUUAAACAUCCAUUGGAAAGUUUAGUGAUUUUGAUUGUAAGAUUGUUCAAAUUAGCAUUCUUUGGUGCUUUAUCUCUACCAGGUACUAUUUUAUUCUCUCCAAUUUUCUUUACAACUGAUCAUAUUUCAAGAAAGAAACAGAAAGAAGCAUUGGCUGGUUCUGUUGUCAAGAUCAAAGCAGUUGAUGUUAUUGCUACAUGGAAGAUUAUUAUCGCUACAAUUGCUGCUCCUGCUUUGUACAUUACUUAUUCUAUCAUUGGUACUUGGUUAUCUUUAAGUUACAAUAUAUUUGGUGCUAAAUCAUACCCUAAUCUUUUGGUUUUCAUUGGUAUUUAUGCAUUAUUAAUCUCUACUACAUAUGCGGCUUUUAGAAUUGGUGAAAUUGGUAUGGAUAUUUUCAAAUCAUUACCACCUUUAAUCUCAUCCGUUUUUGGCUCUGAAAAGGAAUUAUUAGCAUUGAAAGAAACCAGAGAAAGAUUAUCAUUAGAAAUCACUGAAGUUGUAAAUGAACUAGGUCCAAGUGUUUUCCCAGAUUUUGAAGAUUUCCACAGAAGACAUCUCGAUCAAUUAUCUGAGGAAAUUAGAAAAGAAGAAGAAGCAAGAUAUGCUAAGAUCAAAGCAAGAAGAGCAUCAAGAAAGGAAAGAACCGAAUCAGGAGAAAAAGAAAACCGUUCAAGAUCAGCCUCUGCCUCAUCAACUGGAUCAAGUGUUUCUAAUGCUUUAUCAAGAGUCGGUUCAGAAGAUAAUUUCUUUUCUGAUAUUCCAAUUUUAGGUGAUGGUGGAUACGGUGGAAGCUCAACACCUAGUGAACAUGAAAGUGAUUCAAAUCAAUAUAGUAAUAUUAAAGAGAUUACUGGAUCCUCUGCUACAAGUGAAGAAGCUAGUGCUAAGUUGAGAAGAGCUAUGAGAGAGAAACAAGGCGGGUUUCAAUAG
Messenger RNA from Hansenula ciferrii, 2073 nucleotides. RefSeq names its product bifunctional glycerol-3-phosphate/glycerone-phosphate O-acyltransferase GPT2 (gene GPT2). The transcript has 2 exons. Gene Ontology annotation, molecular function: glycerone-phosphate O-acyltransferase activity; glycerol-3-phosphate O-acyltransferase activity. The record is from RefSeq and is a predicted model, not a curated record. Gene Ontology annotation, cellular component: endoplasmic reticulum membrane. NCBI's taxonomy places the organism in Eukaryota, Fungi, Ascomycota, Saccharomycetes, Phaffomycetales, Wickerhamomycetaceae. Bases 1 to 2073 code for a protein of 690 amino acids. Gene Ontology annotation, biological process: phospholipid biosynthetic process.